AUGCUCGUGGACAGUACGGCCGAAGCGGUGCAGCAGCGUUUCCUGCAGUUUCUAUGUGGCUACGGGCAGUCGCCAUGCGAUGCGUCGACCGACGAGGUGGACGAGUGCGCGUCCGUGCAGCUCAAGUACCGCCAACAGGCCCAAGUGAUGCGCAGUACAGAGACGUCGUCGCUCUUUGUGGACUUUUCGCACGUGCUCGAGGUGGACGCCGACUUGGCCCAUGCGCUGCAGGCCCAUUACUACCGCUGGGAGCCGUACUUGCGCCGCAGUGUGUUUGAGUUCAUUCGCCUGGAAGAUGCAGCGUACACAGUGAACGACGACGCACGGAAGUCGCAGCGGGAGUUUUUUGUCAACUUUUACAAUUUCCAACACGUCUCACAUAUUCGGGACCUACGGACGAAAUGCAUUGGAGAGCUACUGUCGUUCUCAGGAACAGUGACGAGGACGACUGAAGUGCGACCCGAGUUGUUGUUUGGAGCUUUCACGUGUGCAGAUUGUGGCGGCGACACGACUGGUGUGGAACAGCAGUUUCGAUACAGUGAACCGGUCAAGUGCCAGAACCCGUACUGUGUGAACACGUUUUCGUGGGAACUGAAUACGGAAAAGUCCGUGUUUGUCGACUGGCAACGUGUCAAAGUGCAGGAGAACAGUGAUGAGAUUCCAGCGGGCAGUAUGCCAAGAUCGAUUGAUGUUAUCUUGAGGCACGAAAAUGUCGAGCAAGCUAAGGCUGGAGACCGCGUUGUGUUCACGGGAACACUAAUUGUAGUCCCGGACGUGUCCAAGUUUGCUCGGGCAGGCGGAGAGACGGCAGUGGCGACUCGCAAUAAUGGCCAGCAGUCGCGCCGCGGUGGAGAGAAUAGCACACAGGGAAUGGAAGGCGAAGGUGUUCGUGGCCUCAAGGCUCUUGGUGUGAGAGAGCUUACUUACAAGACGUGUUUUCUCGCGUGUAGUGUGCAGACGAUGGAGCAGCGCUUCAAUAGUAUCUCCAUUCGCAGCGAGUUCAACGAAGAUGGCGCAGAAGGAGAUCAUGCUGGCGAGGCGGCACUGCAAGAGUUCAGCGACGAAGAACUGGCUUCUAUUCGUGCAAUGCAGCAAGACCCGGACCGGUAUAUGAAGAUGGCAAAGUCCAUCUGUCCGUCUGUGUAUGGCCACGAUGAGAUACGUAGAGGUAUCUUGCUCAUGCUUUUUGGCGGCGUGCACAAGAAAACGAUGGAAGGGAUCAAGUUGCGUGGCGACAUCAAUAUCUGUAUCGUUGGAGACCCGUCCACAGCGAAGUCGCAGUUUCUCAAGUAUAUCGUUGGGUUCUUACCCCGUGCGAUCUACGCGUCAGGGAAAGUAAGUUCAGCUGCAGGUCUCACGGCUUCCGUCACGCGAGAUGCAGAUAGUGGAGACUACUGCGUCGAAGCAGGUGCAUUAAUGCUGGCGGAUAACGGGAUCUGCUGCAUCGACGAGUUUGACAAAAUGGAUCCGAUGGACCAAGUCGCUAUUCACGAAGCUAUGGAGCAGCAGACUAUUUCCAUCACAAAAGCUGGCAUUCAAGCCACGCUGAAUGCACGGACAAGUAUCUUGGCAGCUGCGAACCCGUACAAUGGUCGAUACGACAAGACCAAAACGCUGAAAUACAACGUGAAUAUCUCGGCGCCCAUCAUGUCGCGUUUCGACCUGUUUUUCGUCAUUGUAGACGACGGCGACGAAGUUACCGACCAGAAAAUUGCAGAGCAUAUCGUCAAUAUCCACAUGCCUAGUCACUUGCAAGUAGAGGCAACGGAACACGGUGCGUACACGGAAGAAGACCUCAAGCGCUACAUCAAAUUUGCGCGAACGCUGAAUCCAGUGAUCACGCCUGAGGCCAAGAGAAUGAUGGUGGCGUGCUACCGAAGUUUGCGCGAGAACGAUGUCGUGAGUAAUGGGCAAACGAAUAUUGCGUACCGCAUCACCGUACGUCAGCUGGAAUCGAUGAUCCGGUUGUCCGAGGCUUUGGCAAGACUCGACCUCAGCGAUACAGUGCUGGUUACACACGUGCAAGAAGCUUACCGGUUGUUGAACAAGUCGAUCAUUCAUGUGGACACUCAAAACGUCGAGCUGGAGAUGCCUGUUCCUGUACCAGCUGAAAGUGAAGACGACAGGGAUGAUCACAAAGGAGCUGGCGGCAGCAGUGACGGUGGACCUGGGGACGACGAUGAUGGGACGAAUGACGGCAGCAACGGAGGUGACCAGAAGGGUACUACGCAGGGUGCUGCUAACGGUGAGUCUACCGCUGCAAAGGGUUCGUCAACCGUCGAGGACGACACGCCAUUGAAGCCGCUGCAAAGUUCCGUCGGGGCGUCUUCGCUUUCGUUUGAGCGCUUUGCCAGGAUUCAAAAGGCCAUCGGUCGGUUUAUUCGGGAAAAAGAAGGAGAGGGGUCGAGUGGUAAGCUUGCGCGCGACGCGAUCCGUGCACAAACUGCAGCAAGUGUCGGAAGUGUGCAGCCGGAGGACGAAGACGAGUACUACGAAGAGGAUGCAUCUGGUGUGUUGCAGGGCGAACUCGUGACGUGGUACCUGUCAUCUCAAGACAUUACAUCGGAGGCGCAGCUCUCGCGCGAGAAGCAGAUGAUCUGCUCUGUGAUCGACAGAUUGCUGCAGGACAAAUUUUUGUCGGUCGUGGACAUGGAGGAAGACGGCGACGACGACGAAAUGGAUGACGACGAAACUGUGCUGUCCAGCCGAGACGAAGACAGUCUUGGUCAUGAGCAGACUGCGACGAAGCGAAAGCGCACGAAGAAGCUGUCACCUGAAGAGGAGGAUGCCAAGAAGCAGCAACGGUAUUUAACAGUGCACCCCAACUACGCCUUUGAGUAG
Hyaloperonospora brassicae is the source of this 2841-nucleotide messenger RNA. NCBI's taxonomy places the organism in Eukaryota, Oomycota, Peronosporomycetes, Peronosporales, Peronosporaceae. The record is from the annotation of a GenBank genome assembly.